AUGAGAAGCAAAGCAAUCAAGGUGAGCAAACUCAUGCAAAUUACACGAGCACCCAUUAGAGUUCUGUGCAAGGCAAGAGAUUUGUACGUGAAGAGCAUGUUGAACUUUGCUGGUAGCGGUAGAGUUGGCUAUGGAAGCAUAGGUGGUGGGACUGCUCAAUUGCCUAAGAGUUUUAGUGUGAAUUCUUCAAGGGCAGUAGUGGACGACAAGGAGUUCAAGAAACUUCUACGGUUGGUAUCAACCAAGGGAAUAAGCGAUGUGGAGACGCAUCUCCGGUGCAGUGGCGGUGAUCGGAGACCAUAUGGCAUAGAGAGUAGUGGGAUGAGAAGGAGUUACAGCGUUGGAGUGGGAAAGAUAGGGAGGAUUGAUGAGGAUAGAGCUUGUUCAUUUAGAGAAGAAGAUGAUGAUGAAUGA
This is a messenger RNA of Manihot esculenta (cassava), 414 nucleotides long. RefSeq lists its product as uncharacterized. The transcript has a single exon. Lineage: Eukaryota; Viridiplantae; Streptophyta; Magnoliopsida; Malpighiales; Euphorbiaceae. Bases 1 to 414 code for a protein of 137 amino acids. The record is from RefSeq and is a predicted model, not a curated record.